CGACAAAAUGGGCUAAGAACACGGGUCGGGCAAAGAUUUGAAUUUCCCGUAAUUCUUCCAUGGCGUUUCGGUCGCAAACCCAAAUCCAAACCUUAAAUUAAAAUUAAUUCAGGAAAAAAAAAAAUUCCAAUUCCUGGAGCUUUGGAUCUCUCUCUUUCUCCCAGAAAGGAUCUGUUCGUUUGAAGCAGUGUCUUGACAGAUCGAGCUCAAACAACAAUCUGUUAUUGCUACAUUUCUAAGGUGCAAACACAAGCCUUAAUUUCAGAUCUUUCCACUUUUUUUUUUUUUGGGUUUUUGUUGAAUUAUUUAUCAUUUCACUGUAAUUUUGUUCCUGCGCUUGAAUUCGCUAGAUCUAGAGAGGGAAAAUGGCAACAAUCGAUGAACCUUUGUACCCAAUUGCUGUUCUUAUUGAUGAGCUCAAAAACGAGGACAUUCAGCUCCGUUUGAACUCAAUUCGUAGGCUUUCUACAAUUGCACGUGCACUUGGGGAGGAGAGGACCCGGAAGGAAUUGAUUCCUUUCUUAAGUGAGAAUAAUGAUGAUGAUGAUGAAGUGCUUCUUGCAAUGGCUGAAGAAUUGGGGGUCUUCAUUCCCUAUGUUGGUGGUGUCGAGCAUGCCAAUGUGUUGCUUCCACCUCUUGAGACUUUGUGCACUGUUGAGGAAACUUGCGUCAGAGACAAAGCUGUGGAGUCCUUAUCUAGAAUUGGGGCACAGAUGAGGGAGCAGGACUUGGUUGAGUAUUUUAUACCACUAGUUAAGAGACUGGCGGCUGGUGAAUGGUUUACAGCUCGAGUUUCCUCAUGUGGCUUGUUUCAUAUUGCUUAUCCUAGUGCUUCUGAGACUUUUAAAACUGAACUACGGGCGAUAUACAGUCAGCUAUGUCAAGAUGACAUGCCCAUGGUUCGAAGAUCUGCAGCAACAAAUCUAGGAAAAUUUGCUGCUACUGUUGAGCCUGCUUAUUUAAAGACUGAAAUCAUGUCGAUAUUUGAGGAUUUGACACAAGAUGAUCAAGAUUCUGUUCGACUAUUGGCUGUUGAGGGUUGUGCAGCUCUUGGAAAGUUGUUGGAACCCCAAGAUUGUGUGGCACAUAUUCUCCCUGUCAUAGUUAAUUUCUCACAGGAUAAGUCUUGGCGUGUUCGUUACAUGGUUGCAAACCAAUUAUAUGAGCUAUGUGAAGCUGUUGGCCCUGAAUCUACCAGGGCGGAUCUGGUUCCUGCAUAUGUUCGGCUACUUUGUGAUAAUGAAGCUGAAGUACGUAUAGCUGCUGCAGGCAAAGUAACUAAAUUUUGUCGGAUUUUGAAUCCAGAACUUGCAAUCCAGAGGAUUCUUCCUUGUGUAAAGGAAUUGUCCACAGAUUCAUCCCAACAUGUUCGUUCUGCUUUGGCUUCAGUUAUAAUGGGAAUGGCACCAGUUUUGGGGAAGGAUGCAACAAUAGAGCAACUACUGCCCAUUUUUCUCUCUCUUCUGAAAGAUGAAUUUCCUGAUGUCCGCCUUAAUAUUAUCAGCAAGCUUGAUCAAGUCAAUCAGGUAAUUGGAAUUGAUUUACUUUCCCAGUCCCUGUUGCCAGCAAUUGUAGAGCUUGCAGAGGAUAGGCACUGGAGAGUCCGGCUUGCAAUAAUAGAAUACAUACCUUUAUUGGCUAGUCAGUUGGGUGUAGGAUUUUUUGAUGAUAAGCUUGGUGCUCUUUGCAUGCAGUGGUUAAACGAUAAGGUUUACUCAAUUCGGGAUGCAGCAGCUAAUAAUGUGAAGCGCCUCGCAGAAGAAUUUGGCCCAGAUUGGGCAAUGCAGCACAUAGUUCCUCAGGUUUUGGACAUGAUUAAUAACCCACACUAUCUGUAUCGAAUGACCAUUCUACAUGCAAUUUCUCUUCUUGCUCCUGUUAUGGGCUCAGAAAUUACUUGUUCCACACUUCUUCCUGUUGUCGUCAGUGCAUCAAAAGAUAGGGUACCCAAUAUCAAAUUCAAUGUGGCUAAGGUGUUGCAGUCACUUAUUCCCAUAGUUGAUCAGUCGGUGGUGGAGAAGACAAUUCGUCCAUGUUUGGUUGAGCUGAGCGAGGAUCCAGAUGUUGAUGUCAGAUUCUUUGCUACUCAAGCACUACAGUCGAGUGAUCAGGUCAUGAUGUCUACCUAGUACCUAGAUUGAAUGUUUUAAUUAGGAAUUCUUCUCCCUUUCCAAUUCAAGUUCAGUUAUCAUCUUACUGAUAUAUGUAAUACCUAAGGUGUCUUCCUUUGAGACAAAUCUUUUUCCCUUGGACACUUGGGUAUAUUUUUUAGAGUCGUGAAACACAUCACUAGUUAUAGCUUCUGCCAUGUGGUGCUAAUGCCAUUUCUGGUUGUACUA
Messenger RNA from Hevea brasiliensis (rubber tree), 2339 nucleotides. RefSeq names its product serine/threonine-protein phosphatase 2A 65 kDa regulatory subunit A beta isoform. Gene Ontology annotation, biological process: protein dephosphorylation. Bases 366 to 2129 code for a protein of 587 amino acids. The transcript is spliced from 12 exons. Gene Ontology annotation, molecular function: protein binding; protein phosphatase regulator activity. Gene Ontology annotation, cellular component: protein phosphatase type 2A complex; cytoplasm. The record is from RefSeq and is a predicted model, not a curated record. Lineage: Eukaryota; Viridiplantae; Streptophyta; Magnoliopsida; Malpighiales; Euphorbiaceae.